Molecule: messenger RNA, 255 nt
Organism: Akanthomyces muscarius
Lineage: Eukaryota; Fungi; Ascomycota; Sordariomycetes; Hypocreales; Cordycipitaceae
Exons: 3
Coding region: 1-255 (84 amino acids)
Source: RefSeq, a predicted model, not a curated record
AUGGACGACGACACUCAUUCACUCGGCUGGAGGCUGCAGCUCGACAUGCAGGCUCUACCAGUAGUCCUGCCGCAGAGACAAUCUGAUCUCGUUCACUGGCGGACUGAGUCUCCCGGAACUAGCUGCCCUAUCGCCUCGGUCUACAAAGAUCCCCCCCCACCUUCUCUCAUGUGCCAGCAGAUGCUGCAAGUCUCGCCAUUAGCGUCUCACAUCAACUGCGGUCCCGGUCCCCAAGUCAAGGUGCCGCCCGCAUGA